ACCUACUGUUGCAUUUUUCGCAACUUUUCCUGUAUGCUUUUAAUAUGUGUGAGAUACAUACGUAUGGAUCUGAAACAACUUGUAACUUAUUCUGGUCUAUUUCAGAAAGAGGAAGAAAAAUUGCGAACUCAGUUACGAAGGGAAAAUCAACAACGGCGUAUGCGUGAAAGAAGCAAUGCACGUGGUUUAACCGCUAGUUAUUUAGAGCCAGAUCGUUAUGACGAUGAUGAAGAAGGGCUGGAACAAAGUCUGUUGGAAAUGAAAAAACAUUAUAAGAAAGGGUUAGCCAAAAGUACGUGUAUGAUUUGUUCUAUUUCAUUCUUUUGGUCGUUGAUUAGAGCGUUUAUUAUUAGCAUGACAAAAUUACUGGAUGCUGAUUGGUUGAGAGGAGUACAUGAAUGAUUUCAUUAAUUGUACUGCAGUACAAUUAAUGAUUUUGCCAAAACAAACAAAGGGCCAAAACAAACUAAAUGAAAAUACGCACAAAAGCACAAAAUUUUGAUUGCAAGUUUGGCAGGACUGGGCUUUGGCGAGAGAAUAUGAUGUUGACAUUGAGAAUUUCCAAUUUUGUCAUGCUAAUGAUAAACAAGUAACCUGGCGACUCGUUCAAUUUUGGCAAAAUUUCCAAAUAUCACUCGUACUAUUAAUCCCUAUUUGUACUCGCCAUCGCAUGAUUACCUAUAUAUACUUACAAAGGUUUGGUACGGCAAUGACUAAUUCAUGCCAGUAUAAUUUUUUGUAUGCAGUGAUAACCAAUUUGUGCAGUAAGAAAGUGAAAGUGUGUAGUGAUAAACAGUAAGAAUGUGCUGCAUGUGAUAGCAUUUGUCGUGAUAAAUUUUAAUUAACACUGCCUUACAGUGCGUACCCAAAUGUCCUAUCGAGAUUGAAGGAGACCAUUUCUACUCCUUAAAUAUUUUCAAAUUCAGUUCUGUAUUCAGGCGCGCAUAUAUAUUCAGUAAACUUUUUCGCUAUUGCUAACUAUCAUACUGUGUAACUUGACUGGGACUAAAUUAUCACUGCAUGGUUGGGACUCGUGUGUUGGCUCCUUAAAUUUUAAACUGCCAAUUGUAUAAUAUCACUUUUGUUUUGCCCGUAAGCACUAUAUAGGAGUGUCUAUUGAAUUUCCCGUAUUCCGGUUGGUCGGAAUUGAGCGUUAUGGCCACUGCAUGACUUCUUCUGUUAAAAUGCUGAGAAAAUGCUGAAUUUCGCACAAACUUUUCAACUGAUUUCAUAAUUUUUAUGUUUAUUUUACUCUUGCGACUACAAGCAUCUUUAUUCACUUGCGCGUAGGCUUGUAAUCACCUUUCAAAUCUUUGCAUAGGUCGUCUUGGUGAUGUGUACUCUGAUCAAGAGAGCGAGGAAGAAGGUAUUUCUGGAGGACUGGAAAGUGAUGACGAUAGUGCUGAGAAUUCCGCAGACAAAGGAGCAGGCAUGUCUGAAAAUGACUCAACAAGACAACGAAAGCACAGCUUUGAAGAACCAGUCGUGAAGAAGAAACGGAAAAAAGUUAUUGCUGAAAGUGACGAGGAUGAAAGUGACUAAUAGUGUAAAUUGAAUAUCAUAAUAAGAGUAUAGAAAUACUUACCAUUGGAAGAAUUAAGAGAUUAUGGCUGUGUUUUCCUGAAGACGUAUAUAGUUGCAUGUGGCAAUUUAUCCUGAACAGUACCAUUGGAAACUUUACGAAAUUAUGCAAGAGCUCUCUGGCACUAGCUUGUCAGUAUUAUAACGCUAUCAGGGGCAUAUCCUCCGUCAUCGAAUAUAGUUUCAGUACUUCCCAAACAUGGCAGUUUUAAUUUGAACUAUCAAAUUUAAGACGCAGAUGACUGCUCAGUUUGGUUUGAAUAUUGUCGUCGCCAACGUGUCUGAAACAUAUAGUCUUUACUGUAUUGCAGGGACCAUGGAGCAGGCUGGCUUUAGCCCCACCAAUAUUUUUUUCCAUAAUUAGUUUUCUUUUAUAAUUUUCGGUAUGUUUUCCGAGGACUGGGUCAAAAUGCGAGGACUAGAAAUCCAGUCCAGUCCGAAUUGGAGCAUUUGGAGGAUUUCAAAAUGACAUCUCGUUAGCCUGAAAACAGACCUACGUUUCGCCCGCCCUAAAAUUCGCGGGUUGACGGAAAGGGUGAAACCACUGGGCGAAACGUAGGUCUGUUUUCAGGCUAACAUCUCGUACGAAUAAAUCACCCUGGGAACGAGGUUGACAAAUCAUUUGUUUAGAUUUUGAACUGCUAUAUUUGUAAAAUAAGACGUACUAUAAACUGAAUAUCUAACACUUUUCUGGGGGUGUGACGGAUAAAAGGCGGACGACGAUCAGCGGAGCAUUUUAUAAUAAACAUAUGAUUACUACCGCAAAUAAUUAUAAUACUCUAAAUUAAAGUAACCAGCCUUAGAUCUGUGAAAUGAAUAUGUUUUCACCCGUUCGAAAUUUUAGCAAUGGAAUUUUUUAAUCAGCAUUCAAUACGUAUAUGUAUGAUAGGAAGCUAUUCGCCGUCUUUCGCGUGAAACUUGUAAAUAAUUCUGUAUAUAACUGCCCUAACACUGCCAUUGAAUUAAUAAAAUACUAUUAGGCGGGGCUAUUACUUGACAUUCGCUUGCUGUCAUUUUCAUACUUUAAAUUGUGCUGACUUGGUCCGAGACACUCGAAAUAAAUCUGGUAUUUCCGCGCACCCCAUGUAUAUGUACUGUUUAAUAAACGAGUAGGAGUGUUUUAUCACAUAUAAAACACGACGCGUAGCGGAGUGUUUUAUAUGUGAUAAAACACGAACUACGAGUUUAUUAAACAGCUUCAAAAACGUCUCAGUUAGAUGACGGCAUUGGCGAAAUAAUUUUCCAAAAUAACUUUGUAUUAGCUGAGAAAAUACAAGUUGAAAUUUGAAGCGUGUUUUAUCACAUAUAAAGACACG
Paramuricea clavata is the source of this 2897-nucleotide messenger RNA. The record is from the annotation of a GenBank genome assembly. NCBI's taxonomy places the organism in Eukaryota, Metazoa, Cnidaria, Anthozoa, Malacalcyonacea, Plexauridae.